This is a messenger RNA of Hylaeus anthracinus, 801 nucleotides long. RefSeq lists its product as uncharacterized. The transcript is spliced from 3 exons. Lineage: Eukaryota; Metazoa; Arthropoda; Insecta; Hymenoptera; Colletidae. The record is from RefSeq and is a predicted model, not a curated record. Bases 145 to 465 code for a protein of 106 amino acids.
UUAUUCCAAGUAUUCAUACGAAGCGUACAGCAGCGGAAACGAAGUAUGUAGCUGGUUCUGUAGCAUUUCAUUUUUUUUGCACGCGAUCAUUACGAAGUGCCCGGGACGAUCAAACGUUCGCGUAAACAGAGAAAACAAUUGAAGAUGCGCGACAACGAAGGAUUGACGUUAUAUCUAUUGCUGGCGUUAGUUCUAUGUGCAGAGGUACACACAACGGGUACGAGACAUCUGAUCAAGAAAAGAAAUUACAGCGAUCAAAGCGUGAGAGGUUAUUUGGCGGAGCGGACUUGUUGGUGGAACGAAGUCUGCAAGGAGGAAUUUCACAGUAAAUUUCGAUGUCGUUGUCCGCGGUGGUCUUAUUGCCGUGCCCCUGGCAGAUACUAUGACGCGCAUUGCAGCAUGACGCGUACCGGUUACAUAUGGACUCAACCGGAGACUUCGUUGGCGCUCGAAGUCAAUAAAUGAUUCGCCUUAUACGAAUCUUUUCAUUAGCUAUUCUCUUCCGAAAUAAACGAUUCAGGGUAUAUCGAAUUCGCGUUUCCGAGUAGUCGAUCUUCAUAGAAAUUGUUUCUGUCUAAUGUUGAUAUCGUUUCGAUUUUCAUUUGAAAUGUUCUUAUAUAUUAGCAAGUUCAUUUUGCGGAACGAAAUUUAACGCGCACGAAUCGUUACUCGCUUCUUAUUUUAUUUCGAACUUUUUCUUUCUCUACCGCUUUCACUUUCCACUUAUCAAACAGAAAUGUAAAAAUGCAAAUUUUAAUCAAAGUUAAAUAUAUACAUACAAUUAUAAUAUCUAAACAAAAA